AGGAGUGGCGUGCCUGGCUCAGGCCACUAUGAGAAAAAGUGGCUUUGACAAAAGCACUUUCUACCCUUGUACUCAAAUAUAAAUAUGCGCAGGUGUGAUAAAUAUUUAAACUGUUUUGAAGUAGGAUGGUAUAGAUGUAAACCGGGUUGGGUUCAGCAGUAAGCCUGUGUCUUAAAUGUUCCAGGCUUAUGUUUCAGCCUUCUGACAAUUAAUUUUCCAGUCAUGCGAUUCAGUUCUUCUCAGGAAUUGGACAAACAACAUCACUACCAUCUUCUUCCGGAUUCCGAUCUGCAAAAUGAUAGAACUGGAAGAAAGUGGCAGAAAGAGGUCACUAAAUCUGAAACCCCAAAAAACAAGUCACAACCAGAUGUCAGUGGUCGUAGGCGGGGCCGUUUCAACAAAUAUGCUCUUGCCGGUGCUAUCCUUGCCUCCACAAAUUCAAUUCUACUUGGCUAUGAUAUUGGGGUGAUGAGUGGAGCAGCGCUAUAUAUCAGGGACAAUCUAAAGAUCAAUUCAACCCAAGUGGAGAUCUUGGUGGGUAGCUUGAAUGUAUGUUCUUUAAUUGGCUCGCUUGCCUCAGGUAAAACUUCUGACUGUAUUGGCAGGCGUUAUACAAUAGUCUUGGCAGCAGCCACGUUUCUGAUAGGAGCAAUUUUAAUGGGACUAGCACCAUCAUUCUCUUUCCUCAUGGCUGGAAGAGUAGUAGCCGGAAUUGGUGUUGGCUACUCUAUUAUGAUCGGUCCAGUCUACACUGCGGAGAUCUCUCCGGCCAUGACUCGGGGCUUUCUCUCUUCACUCCCUGAAGUCUUCAUUAAUGUUGGAAUUCUACUUGGUUACAUCUCCAACUACGCAUUGUCUAGUCUUCCAGAGCACAUAAAUUGGAGACUAAUGCUAGGACUAGCAGCCCUGCCAGCCUUUGCUGUUGCACUAGGCGUCACAGUGAUGCCAGAGUCCCCUCGUUGGCUUGUCAUGAAAGGCCGAUUUGUGGAAGCGAAGCGAGUUUUAAUCAAAACGUCAGAUUCUGAAGAGGAAGCUGAUAUGAGACUUGCUGAAAUGGCAAAGGCUGCUGCAACUUUAGAACAAGAACCAUCUUCACGUAGCUGGCAUGGCCAAGGGGUUUGGAAGGAGUUGCUACUGAGGCCAUCUAGGCCUAUUCGACGAAUUCUCAUUGCUGCCAUUGGUGUUAACUUCUUUAUGCAAGCUUCUGGCAACGAUGCUGUUAUAUAUUACAGCCCCGAAGUGUUCAAGGACGCUGGAAUUCACGGAAGGAAACAGCAAGUCGGUGUUACAGUCAUCAUGGGAAUUGCCAAAACAUGCUUCGUUUUCAUAUCUGCUCUUUUCCUGGACCACUUUGGGAGACGGCCCCUCUUGUUGUUGGGCUCUACAGGGAUGGCUAUUUCAUUAGCUGGGCUAGGCCUUGGCUCCGAGUACCUUCAGCAAUGCUAUGAGAAGCCAGCAUGGGCCAUUGCCUUGUGUAUAGUGGCUGUGUGCGCUGAUGUUUCCUUCUUUUCGAUUGGGCUCGGACCUAUCACAUGGGUCUACUCUUCAGAGAUAUUUCCAAUGCGGUUACGAGCCCAAGGUUCAAGCCUGGCAAUAUCAGUCAACAGGGUGGUUAGUGGGAUUGUCUCCAUGACAUUUCUAAGCAUUUCAGAAAAGAUUACAUUCGGGGGAAUGUUUUUUGCACUUUCAGGAAUCAUGGCGGUGGGCACAGUUUUCUUUUACUUCUUUCUGCCUGAAACCAAAGGCAAGAGCUUAGAAGAGAUUGAGAUUCUUUUUGAGGAUAAACCUCCUGAUGGAAACAAUAAAGGUCUAGCUUCCUAAUACAAAGGGGCUUUGCCCACAAAUUGAAAAAUGAUCUGCAAACAUCUUUGUUUAAAGCUGGGUGCAUGGUGUUGGUGGAGCUUUAAGGAAAAAAGUCCAAGCAUUUAGAACAGGCAAAGACAUGGCUUUCUGGGAAAAAGACUGUGACAUGAUACAGGUAAAAUGUCAAUUCGAUUAAGCUUUUCGAGUCUAGAAGCGUAGACUUACACAUUGAUACUCAAUUGGAAAAGAUUUGGAUUUUUGUUUUCUUGUGGCACGUGAAGAAAAUCAAAGGUUGUCGCCAAAUUCCUUGGUACUUCACUUAGUUGAAAUACAUGGGGAUUGUGUAGUAAAUAUUUUAAAUAUAUGAUCAGAUUUAAGUAUAUAUCCCAUGCUUCGUAUAUUUUUUUUGACUUA
Molecule: messenger RNA, 2217 nt
Organism: Theobroma cacao (cacao)
Lineage: Eukaryota; Viridiplantae; Streptophyta; Magnoliopsida; Malvales; Malvaceae
Product: putative polyol transporter 6
Biological process (GO): transmembrane transport
Cellular component (GO): membrane
Molecular function (GO): carbohydrate transmembrane transporter activity
Source: RefSeq, a predicted model, not a curated record